AUGUCGAAUACUUUAGAUACUCCUCUCUUUGAUCUUAUCCAUGCUCCGAUCGACAUCUCGCAAUGGGAAUUGAAGGCACUUCUAAAGAAAGUCUACUCGAUUGUACCAAGGCAUGGUAUAUCUCCAAUGAUGAUUGCUCCAUUUAUUGACUUUCUUUGUACUACACAAUUAAUCUCGACAGCUACAAAAAUUUCGUUAAUCGAACAGUAUUUGAUACCGAAUGGGUACCUCGGUAGAGAUGUGGUUGCCACAAUAUUUAAACACCUGGGUACACCAACCAUAUAUACAGAAAAAACUAAUAAAAUACCUGUAAAGUAUGUUCAGAUUGCAUUGUGCAGAUGGUUGGUUCACGUUUAUUUUUUAUUGCCUGAAACACAGGAUGAAUUGACACUCUCAACAUGGUUACAGCUAUGGCAAUUUGAUUACCUUCAAAAAUGGAUAACUUUUAUAAUAGUUUGGAGCACUCGAAGUAAUUUAGAUAUUAAGACCUGGAAAGUUAAUCUAUUACUGAAAAUAGCUAAAAAUAAUGGGUACGUCAAUUCGAGAACAAAUUCAACAUUGAUUCUACGAAAAUAUUUGACUGUGCUGAAUCAUUCCAUCAAAGUAUCAAAUACUAUGGAUGAAAUAAAUUGUUCUGAGUCUGAUUUAAAAGAACUACAAGAUUUGCAAUGGAAUUUUGAAUUUAUAAAGACCUUAAAAAUUGUUCUCAAUAGGGAGUCCUCCUUCAAAUUUAAUAAUUCUAUUGUAGAUGAUAAACUGGAUGAAUUGGUAUCCCAAUUGAGAACAUCCGAGGUGAAUUCCAGAAAAUUGAAUUUCCUUGGUACAAUGCCAGAAGACAAAUCAAUAUUAUCUGAGACUAAAACAAUUGUACAGUUAUACAAAAAUUGGAAUUACCUAAAAUUGCCUAAGAAUGUAGAACUUGUAAUAACUGACAAUCAAUAUUCGAUACCUCAGUUGUUCCCAUUGGUACUUUCCCAUUUGGAAUUAUCACUGGAAAAUAAAGCUGUUGAAGAAUUUUGGAUAAGGAUGUAUAGCUACUUAAAGAUCCAUUUGGGUAGAUGUUUCUAUGAGAAACAACUCACUGCAAAAGAACGAGCAGCAUUGUUUAACACAAUCAUCCAAUGUUGUGUUAUUUAUAAUAGAUUUAUUCCUGGUAUAAUUAAUGAUUUCUUAACUCUACCUAAUUUAUUUUCUAGUAAGGAUCUGUUCAUGACAAUUUGCAUGAGGUUAUUACCUAUAAUGCCUCCACCAGAAAACCAACCUAAAUUUAAAAAUAAAAUACUAAAAGUUCUGGCCAUCUGUCUCCUAACAAAACAAAAAUUGGAUUCGAAAAGUGAUCGAGGCUCCUUAUAUAAAUCUACAUUCGGGAUUACAUGUUAUGUGAUAGUACAGAUGAUACAGAAUUGGUUACUCCAUACGCAAGAAGAUACAAUAAUAUUAUACGCUUUAGAGCUUCUUGGUGAUAUACGGAAGUUGCUCUUAUCAAAUAUGACGCAUUCUCUUUCAGACAGAAAUAUCACAAUGUCUUCAAUCAUGUUGAUAGAGGCUCAAUCCUCUUUCAUUGAGUAUUAUCAAAAAAUUCGUAAACCGGGGCAGAGAAGUGUUACUAUAAUUGAUAAAGUAAUUUUCAAAAAUAAUGUAAUGGAUAAGUUAUUGACAUUGGAUGAUUCAUUAAUGAUAAACCAUUGUUGUUCUUACUUUAUUACAGCGAACAGGUUCAUUAAAGAUAGUCCGGCACCAAAUGUUUAUGUUCAAUUAUACAACCAAUAUAUUAUGGAUUUGACUAACUAUUUAUGGAGGAGUAGAGUUGCUGAUUCGAAAAAUCUUUUUGGGAUUCCAACUGAUUUUAUAAAAAGUAUCUAUGAAAACUUGGUAGGAGGCAAAAACAGUGAAUUGAAAUUGAAAUACUUGUUCAGUAUUAAGGGUAUUCCAGCAAUAUCAUCUGUUAUAACAUUAUUAUUGAGAAGAAUCGAACAAAGAAAUCAGUGUACUAUUCAGUAUUUAUAUCCGAUAACAGAAGAUGGUUUUCGUAAAUUUCAAAAGGAUUUUUCUGAGGGAGAAAAUACUUUACAAAAAAAAUGGGUUCCUGAAAUUAAUACAUUUAAUGAUUUUAAUGUUUUAUUACUGGAAGAACUUUCAAGAAUGAAACAAUACCAGUCUCUUGUUCGUUUCUUAACGGUAUAUAUGAAGAGUUUAUCUCAUAUUCACGUAUAUCCAUGA
Messenger RNA from Maudiozyma barnettii, 2220 nucleotides. RefSeq names its product Ctf3p (gene CTF3). The transcript has a single exon. Lineage: Eukaryota; Fungi; Ascomycota; Saccharomycetes; Saccharomycetales; Saccharomycetaceae. The record is from RefSeq and is a predicted model, not a curated record. Bases 1 to 2220 code for a protein of 739 amino acids.